This is a messenger RNA of Telopea speciosissima, 800 nucleotides long. RefSeq names its product NAD(P)H-quinone oxidoreductase subunit M, chloroplastic. The transcript is spliced from 2 exons. The record is from RefSeq and is a predicted model, not a curated record. Gene Ontology annotation, molecular function: oxidoreductase activity, acting on NAD(P)H, quinone or similar compound as acceptor. NCBI's taxonomy places the organism in Eukaryota, Viridiplantae, Streptophyta, Magnoliopsida, Proteales, Proteaceae. The coding region runs from base 49 to 690 and encodes 213 amino acids.
CACUCGGCUUAGAAAACAAAUACUCAAAAAACUGGAGACCAACCCUCCAUGGCUGCAAGCUCCACUUACAUGGCUUCAUCAAGUUUCUCCAUGUUGGGUUGGGUUGGAGGGAGGAAAGGAGUGAAAGGGAAGAGGGUCUGUUCUAUAUCAGCUCAACAGCAAACAGAAGUACAACCACCUCAAGCAAAUGUAUCAGAACAGCAACAAGAGCAAGUGAAAGUGAAGCAACAACAAGAGGCGAAGCAACCAAGGCAACAGGAACCACAGCCGAUGGCUAAGAGUAAGAACAUGGCUAUGGAAUAUGGAGGGCAAUGGCUUAGUAGUGUUACUCGUCAUGUCAGGAUCUAUGCUGCCUACAUCAAUCCAGAAACCAAUGCCUUUGAUCAAACCCAAACAGAUAAACUCACCAUCAUUCUUGAUCCCACAAAUGAGUUUGUCUGGACAGAUGAGACAUGCAACAAGGUCUAUGUUUACUUCCAGGAACUUGUGGAUCACUAUGAGGGAGCUCCAUUAACAGAAUACACACUGCGUCUUAUCGGUUCGGACAUCGAACACUACAUCCGGAAGAUGUUAUACGAUGGGGAGAUCAAGUAUAACAUGGAAGCCAGGGUCCUUAACUUCAGCAUGGGGAAGCCUCGUGUGAUAUAUAAGAAAGAAGAUGACCAAAAUCAAGUUGAAAGAAAUAUGUAAACAACAUGCAUUAAUAUAAGACAGUAUAGUAAAUCAUUACUGGAACUCUGUAGCUCAGCCUAUGGAAGUUUAUGGGCACACAGGAUUUAUAGACAAUCUGGCUUAUUUCA